Diaporthe citri is the source of this 3591-nucleotide messenger RNA. RefSeq lists its product as uncharacterized. Gene Ontology annotation, biological process: protein transport. The record is from RefSeq and is a predicted model, not a curated record. The transcript is spliced from 3 exons. Lineage: Eukaryota; Fungi; Ascomycota; Sordariomycetes; Diaporthales; Diaporthaceae. The coding region runs from base 1 to 3591 and encodes 1196 amino acids.
AUGGAGCACGCAAAUGGCUCCGUCAACGGCUUCGCCAAAACAAAGAAUGGCCUCAACGGCGUGAAUGGCUUAAAUGGCUUCAGCUCGUCCAUCAACACCCACAGCGCGACGCCUCAGAGGAGGUCAACACCGCGGCCACGUCGGGGACGUCUCUCAUGGAUCUUCAGUGUGCUUGCUCGGCUGUUCACCUGGUACUCGAUCCUGAGCAUUCUCUUCCGAUGUCCAGCCACACUCGAAGAAUGCACCGAUGCCGCGCCCCGGAUCUGCAAACCGUACUUCCAGCUUAAGCACGCUGUCUCUCCCCAUGUCGAGCCUUAUUACCAUACGUACGCUGCUCCUUACGUCGAGCUCGCGAAACCCUACUACGAGACGGUCGACCAGAGAGUCCUGACGCCUUCCUGGGCUUAUGCCACCAAGUACGGAUCCCCUCGCGUCGCCCAGGCCCAGGCGUUCGGUAAGGAGAAAUGGGAAAAGAACCUGCAGCCAGAGUUGGUCAAGUACCAAGCUCUCGCUCAGGCCAAAUACGAUGAGACCCUCGCUCCUCAUGUCAACCAGCUGUCUUCGACCGUCGCGCCAUACUACGAGGUAGCCAGGACGAAUGCUCUCCAGAUGUACCACGACUACGUUCUGCCAAGCUACGUGUUUGUAGAGCCCUACGCGCAGCAGGGCUACACCGCCGCCUCCACAUUCACAACUGAGACGGCGGUUCCCUCCGCCGUCUGGGCUUGGAACAAGACCCUUCUCUUCCUGGAUGGGACUGUCUGGCCCCAGCUGCGCUCCUUGUACACGGAGAAUGUCGAGCCUCAGCUGCUAAAAAUCGGCCAGAGGCUCGGGCGUUAUAAUGGUAAUAAUACACAGAAGGCCACCGACACUCUUUCCAGCACCGCGGCAAAAGCAGACUCAACCUUGACAAAGCCAACAUCAGCUGCGUCAUCCGCGUCAGCAACGCCCGUCUCCAGCGAAGUCUCAUCUUCUACCGUCGAGCCAAGCUCUUCGUCCGAUGUCGCUUCAUCCAGCCCAGAGGAACCCGCAGUUCAAAGCGAGGCAGCAAAGACGAAGCUGGGUGGCGAUCAGAUCCCUGCCCCAGACGUCGCUCCAAACGAGAGUGAUGUCCGCCGGAUCGCGCGCGAGACUGUCGCAGAGGACCUCAAAGCGUGGCAAGAGAAAUAUGCCAAAGCUGCGGACGAAGGUGCCGCUGAAAUCGAUGAUCGCAUUGAGGAGAUAGCCAAGCGUAUGAUCGAGAGACAAGCCAAUACCAUGGGCAAGUCCCUGGUUAAGCAGCUCAAAGAGACCGUCGACACAGAGCUUGCGACAUUGAAGGCAGGCAUUCAGGGCAUUGUCAGCGAAGUCAAGAGCGAUUCCCAGUCCCCUGAGGCUGCCCAGGAUAAGUUGACCGGCGCCGUGCGGAAGGCUGGAUUGGAAAUCAAGGAAAAGUCGCAGGACAUCCGCAACUGGAGAGCAAACUACGAGAGCGAGAUAGAGAUCAGCGUCACCAAGUUCGCCGAGGACCACUUCAAGAUUCUCGACAGCAUACGGGACCUAGCGCUGCAGAAGAUCGGUAUGAAGUGGGCGUGGAUGGACGGUGUCACCUACAAGGAUUGGGCCAAGUACCACCUCCUCAGGACACGCUUUGACGAGUGGCAGAGUGAACUCAAGAACCUGAUCACGUCCCACCCCGGGCUGGAGUCUGCCCAGAACGAAGGGCUAGCUGUUGAAGGUCAGGCUAUGGAACUGGCUCAAUCGGCGGCCAAAGAGCUUGCAAGCCUGAAGCAGGUGGCUGGUUGGAAGAUCAUUGCCCAGGAUGACUCCGAUGAGUUCGACCCUGAAGUCACACGGCUUGCUGCCGAGGAAGCAGAGAAGGCGGCACCUGCACCUGAAGUCGAAGCUGAAGCUGAGACUGCUGCGGAGGAACCCGUUUCCACUGAGGACGACACCGGCGCCACUAAGCUCCAGGAUAGUGCAUCCACUGCAAUUGAAGAAGUGGAGUCUGUGGCGAGUUUAGCCUCCGAGUCUGCUAAAAGUGUCGUCCAGGAGGCUUCCACGUCAAUCGUCCCGAGCUCCGAAACCCAGACACCCGAAGUCGCCGAGGCCUCAAGCGCGAUCCUAGAAGAAACUCCAGUUUUCGUUGGAAAUACAACCGAGGCCACAGAAGCCGCUCAGCCCGAGGAGCCCGGGACCGCUCAUGUGCCGAUUGACGAAGUGGCAGAGCCUGUUGAAGCCGACGUGUCAGCUGUAGAGGAGCCUGAGGCGUCAUCGGCUACUGGCACUGUCAAACCUGCGUUCCUCGGAGCUGCUGCCCAGUCAGUGCCUAGCCGCCAGCCGAUAUUGGAGGAUGACAGCUUCGAGGCUGCCGGUAGUGUGAUCUCUGCGAUCCAGUCUGAUAUCCCAGCUACUAUUUCGUCAGCGGCCAGCUCUGCUUACUCCGCCGCUAUGGCCGGGGCUGCUGAGCGUUAUUCUGAGGCGUUGUCGCUGGUGUCUGUCCAGGUGUCUGGUACUCCCAAACCUGCGCACGAGCAACUCCUCAGCUCGGUCACUGCGGCCUACAGCAACGCUGUUGCUGCUGCCAGCUCGCAAUUGGAUGCUGCUCUCGGUGCUGCCCAGCAUGGUCUCUUCGCCACUACCACCACGAGUGCCUUCCCAUCCAUUCCGACUUUUGUGGACUGGGUUCACGUGGAGUCAAUUGCGGCUUCCAGACUGAACGAGGGCAGGUCCUGGGCCGAAGCACAGUAUGAGAGCGCCAAGAUUGCCAUUGGUGCGGCGACUCCCACACCAACAGAUAUCUCUGGAACCGCCUCGUCUGUGGCCUCUGUUGCCGGAGAAUCCCUAUCCGCAGUCACCGCCGCGGCGGGCGCAAACGCUGAGAAGCUUCUACAAAAUGCGCAGUACAACUACUAUGCCGGGCUCGGCAUCGCACAAGCUCGAUACUCCGAGUUCCUGGCGGCCGCGUCGAGUGCCUUCAGCUCUAUAACUGCGACCCCCACCCCGACAGACUUCGCUGGAAGCGUCUCAUCUGCCGCCUCAGUCGCUAGCGAAUCUGCUGCUUCUAUUGCUUCAAUCGCUCAGGAGAAUGCUUCGGCGGCAGCAUCUGUUGUCGGUGAGAAUGUGAGCUCAGUCGCCGCGGCUGGCUACGAGAAUGUUGCCCAGGCAGCCGAGGCUGCUGGUACAUUCGCUCAGGAGAACUGGAACGCGGUAUUGGACCAGGUCAGCAUUCAGAUCUACGGAGCCGCUACCCCUACCCCAUGGUACGAGAGCCUAUACAGUGCCGCAGGCGAUUAUGCCGCCUCUGCAACAGAAGCAGUUGGUGGCAGCGCGGAUGCGGUCACUAGUGCGGCAGGGACUUAUGCGACUGCUGCUUCAGAAGAAGCUUCCAAGCAGUACGCAAUGGUCAGCAGUAUCGUCUCAGAGCUGCUCGUUGGGAAGGAGCCAACCUUCAGCGAGAGUGUCUACUCUCGACUCGCCGCGGCCUAUUCUGGAGCUGCCGACUCGGCGAGCAGCUUCGCCAGUGCUGCCUCCGAGACAGUUGCGAGUAUAGCCACAGAGGCAGGUGAGGAGGUGAAGCAAGCGACACAGCAUGUGAAGGAUGAGUUGUAG